AAACAAGGCCAGGAGAGGAUAAUAUUGUAGGUCACAGACAGAGGUUUGUGCAGUCUGCCCAACUUACAUAAAUCUAACAGACCAACAUAUCGGCUAAGGUUUUUUUUUAUCAUGUUUUUUAAUAUAACUGUAGUAUAAAAAGACAAAUGAAAUCUAAAUCUCUUUCUUAUUGGUGGAUUAGAGGAAGAGAUUAACUGUAAAUAAGACAGACAUCAUUCUUUCUUUUUUUUUUCUCUCCUGAAAAGGAGGUUAGGGUUUUGCAGCUCUUGAUUCGGACGUUAGUUGAAUGAAAAGCCGGCCACAGGAUGCCCAGCUGUUUGUUUUUCAAUGUUUUUGUAUGUAAAAAUAUGGAAGCAGCAGUGAUCCGAACACCACGGAGACACGCGGGCAAGUGGAGCUGCGGUCUAACAGGAAAUGACGUCCGUUCGUGUUCGUCCUUUCCAGAAAAAAUGGCAGCUGUUGACAUCGACGUGCCGGUGGACAUGGAGCCCCAAAUCCGUAAUUCGGAGGACCUCGAACGGCAAGCUGAAGGCUUCAAAGAGCAAGGAAAUGCAUUCUACAGCCAGAAGGAUUACUCAGAGGCUUUCAACUACUACACUAAAGCCAUUGAUGCAUGCCCCAAAAAUGCCAGUUAUUACGGCAACAGGGCGGCCACCCUCAUGAUGCUCUACCGCUUCAGAGAGGCCUUGGAGGAUUCCCAGCAGGCUGUGCGCCUUGACGACUGUUUCAUGAAGGGUCAUCUGCGAGAGGGAAAGUGCCACCUGUCUUUGGGCAAUGCCAUGGCAGCUAGUCGCUGCUUCCAGAAGGUUUUAGAGCUGGAGCCCAGCAACAGAGAGGCCCAGCAGGAGAAUAAGAAUGCGGCGACUCUGCUGGAGUUUGAACGGAUGGGAGAUUUUGGUUUUCAGAAGCGAGAUUUUAGAAAGGUGGUGUUCUGUAUGGAUCGGGCCUUAGGUGUUGCUUCUGCUUGCCACCGCUUCAAAAUCCUCAAGGCUGAGUGUCUGGCUCUGCUGGGGCGAUAUCCAGAAGCCCAGUCUGUAGCGAGUGACAUCCUGCGACUGGAUUCCACUAAUGCAGACGCCCUCUACGUCCGAGGCUUGUGUCUGUAUUACGAGGACUGCAUUGAUAAAGCUGUGCAGUUCUUUGUCCAGGCUCUACGCAUGGCACCUGACCACGAAAAGGCCCGGCUAGCCUGCAGGAAUGCCAAAGCAUUGAAGGCCAAGAAGGAGGAGGGCAACCAAGCCUUCAAGAUCAACAACUUCGAAGCUGCAUAUCAGCUGUACACGGAGGCCCUGACGAUAGACCCCAACAACAUCAAGACCAACGCUAAACUGUACUGCAACAGAGCCACAGCAGGAGGAAAGCUGAAUAAAGUCAAUCAAGCGAUAGAAGACUGCAGCAGCGCGAUCAAACUAGAUGACACUUACAUCAAGGCCUACUUAAGAAGAGCUCAAUGUUACAUGAACACGGAGCAGUAUGAAGAGGCAGUGCGUGACUAUGAAAAGGUUUACCAGACAGAAAAAACUUCAGAUCACAAACACCUGCUAAAGACGGCACAGCUGGAGCUGAAGAAGAGCAAGAGGAAAGAUUACUAUAAGGUGCUCGGGAUCGGAAAGAACGCCACCGACGACGAGAUCAAAAAAGCGUACCGCAAACGGGCUCUCAUGCACCACCCAGAUCGUCACAGCGCAGCGACUACUGAGGUGCAGAAGGAGGAGGAGAAGAAAUUUAAGGAGGUUGGAGAGGCGUUCACUGUGCUGUCUGACCCGAAGAAGAAGGUCCGCUAUGACAACGGACACGACCUUGAUGAUGAUGGCAGCUUUGAUGGUAGAGACUUUGACGCAAACAACAUCUUCAGGGCUUUCUUUGGUGGUCAUGGGGGAGGAUUUAAUUUUGAUUCUAGUCCAGACUCUGGACCUGGAAAUUUCUUUUUCCAGUUUGGCUAAAGCAAAGGACCCCGCAGUGGACAAAAUCAAGCUGGACCCACAGUCACCUCCUGAUGCUCAAACUCCCGAGUGUCUCACUAAAAUCCCCCCUACCUCUUCUUUCAGAGGUGUUUGAUUACUGCAUUCACUCCUAAAUUUACUCCACACAUUGAUGCUAACAAAACACUUGGAUGAUGUGCGUAGGUUUCAGUCCUGAGCUAACAUGAUAAGUACGAAGUUCAUAUGGAAUGUUUUGUAAGAUCAGCUAAUAAGAACAUGCCCCUUCUGCCAAAAUGAAAAUGAAAGGAAACCCAGUCUUGUAAAACUGUCUCAACAGUCGUUCAGGAGAUCAGUGGUUUUAAAUGUAAGCAUCAUGGGUUGAUUCAUUUUAGAAGACCUAAUGUGGUCUAAAUAUUUAAGGUUUUCCUUGGAUAGCAUGUAAAGAGCAAGAGUCAAUGUACUGUGGAAUUUAACGUCAAAAACCGACCUCAGGACAGUCUGUUUAGGACAACUCCAGCCACUUACGAGUGUUUGUCCAGGUUUCAUUGGCUCACUUGCCAAAUUGACUUGCAGGGUUUUUUUGUUUCUUCACCGUUUGUCCGUGCUGCAUUGUAAAUUUGACUCGAAUGUAAAUCAUUUUGUGUCCAUAAAUCUUUCUUUUCCCGUUCUCCCUUGGUUUAUUUAUAUUUAUUGUACUGUAUAUUGUGUAUUAUAUACAGCAGAAUGCCAGUGUUCAUUGUCUUCCUCUCUUUUUUUUUUGUUGUUAGACUCCUAUGUUAAUCUUUUCACAACUUCCUUUUUGCUCUCAAUUUGUGAAAGUCUUUUUUUCUAAAAAACAAAACAAAAAAAAAAGAAGCCAAAAUCAGCUUUCAUACACCUGCAGAUGUUUCUUUUCUUAAAAGCACAGACCACACAUCUGUCCUACUGACCCACUCAAAUUCAAAUGGUGCCUUACCAGAACGAGAAGAUCAAACUUAACCUUCAAAAGCUUCAGAGAAAGCAGCAUCCGAUUUUCAAAAGGCAGCAGUAACACAAGUAUGGCAAGUUUUUUUAAUUUUCUACAUAGGACAACUUUUUUUCAGAUCUGGCCAGUUUGUAAAAUUCAAUUUAAAUCCUACAUUCUCCCUAAACAUGAAAAACUUGUUUUUUUAUGUCAUAGAUCACACCAAAUCUUUCUCCACCUAUACCCGUCAUGCAUGUUCUGUAAGUACAGCCCUUCCCCUACCUGUUCCACCUGUUUUAAAGGGGCACUAAGAGUAGGUUGGAAGCUUCUGUUGUUAAUUGUUCUUUCACUGAUCUGUGUAUUAUUUUUACAACGUGUCAGUGUUAACAAGACAUGCUUUCUUAAUGCAACAAUAAAGGCUCAUCUUUUACUGUAA
Notolabrus celidotus (New Zealand spotty) is the source of this 3301-nucleotide messenger RNA. RefSeq names its product dnaJ homolog subfamily C member 7-like. Bases 306 to 1943 code for a protein of 545 amino acids. Gene Ontology annotation, molecular function: protein binding. The record is from RefSeq and is a predicted model, not a curated record. Lineage: Eukaryota; Metazoa; Chordata; Actinopteri; Labriformes; Labridae. The transcript is spliced from 15 exons.